This is a messenger RNA of Scatophagus argus, 3375 nucleotides long. It is a transcript of the gene stat2, whose product is annotated as signal transducer and activator of transcription 2. Lineage: Eukaryota; Metazoa; Chordata; Actinopteri; Scatophagidae. The record is from RefSeq and is a predicted model, not a curated record. Gene Ontology annotation, biological process: type I interferon-mediated signaling pathway; response to peptide hormone; cell surface receptor signaling pathway via JAK-STAT. The transcript is spliced from 24 exons. Gene Ontology annotation, molecular function: RNA polymerase II cis-regulatory region sequence-specific DNA binding; DNA-binding transcription factor activity, RNA polymerase II-specific. Bases 344 to 2743 code for a protein of 799 amino acids.
ACAUUUCGGCUCUUAAACUGCGUUAAUAGCAGUUGUAUCAGAUUCAAAAUGGUGCCUGUAGUUAGCGUGUAACGAACAACUUGGGAGGGAUAAGUCGAUAUCCAAUGAAAGCGAGGACCAAGUGGAAGAAUACACAGGAAAUAACAACAACUCAUCUGCGUUCUGUUGGAAAUUGUUUGCAACUACUAACGUCCAUCAGGGGCUGCAGCUUAUCAAUCUAGAAACGAAAGAAAUAAGAGCUAGCUUUAGCCAUGUACCUGUACCUUUAAGUUACCAGUUAAAACAUUUCGUGGACUUGGACUGACAUCAUUAAGUAAGGUCGGGGAUUCUGAUCAACCACAGGAUGGCUCAGUGGGAGAAACUGAGGCAGCUGCCUGCUGUGUACACCCAGCAGUUACAUGACCUCUAUGACAGGGAUGCCUUGCCUAUGGAUGUUCGGCACUAUCUGGCAGCCUGGAUAGAGAAGCAGGACUGGCAACGAGCAGUGCAGGACCAUGACUGGGCUAUGGUGCUCUUCCAGGCCUUGCUGGAGAAUCUGGAUAUCCAACACAGCCGUUUUGUCCAGCAGGAGUCAUUCUUACUGCAGCACAACAUCAAACGCUAUAAACAUAACUUUCAGAGGUACUUGGAUGAACCACGUGCUUUGGCAAACACAAUCCUGUGGUUUUUGCAAAAAGAAAAGGAAAUCCUGCAGAGUGCUGAUCUGGCUGAGCAGGUCCAGUUUUUACAAGUAGAGCCGGAAGCCAUGGAGAUAAGCAGUCAACAGGACCUUGAGCGUAAACUGGCUGGCAUCAGGAAUGAAGUCCAGUGCAUGGAACAUGCAAUAUUGUGCUUGGAGGAGCAGCAAGAUGAGUUUGAUUUUAAAUACCAAACCUACAAGAUGGAAGCUGUGGCAGAUGAGGCCACGAAGGAGAAACAAAUGAAACACUGUCAGAUUCUUAUCAACAGACUGGAUGAAGGAAGAAAGAAAAUGCUGUCAGACAUAAAUAAGCUCCUGGACAAGACAGACAGUGUGAUCGACAUAUUAGUGAAGAAGGAGCUGAUAGAGUGGCAGAGGAGGCAGCAGAAAGCCUGCAUUGGUGCCCCAGACAAUGUCUGCCUGGAUCAGCUAGAGAACUGGUUCACCUGCGUGGCAGAGUGUCUGUUUCAGGUGCGAGAAUUCCUCAGUAAACUGGAGGAGCUGGUUGGGAAGGUGUCCUAUGCCAACGAUCCAGUGAAGGCCCAAAAACCUGCACUGCAGAAGAGAGCAGAUACUCUUUUAAAAGACUUACUCAAGAGUUCAUUUGUCGUUGAGACUCAACCAUCCAUGCCUCAGGGGAAAGGACCACUUGUGCUUCGGACAAAUGUCCAGUUCUCGGUCAAGACCAGACUUCUGGUUAAGUUUCCUGAGCUGAACCACUCCAUGAAAGUGAAUGUGUCCAUGGACAGGGAGGCGCCUCAGAUCAAAGGAUAUCGACGUUUUAAUGUUCUGGGGACCACAACCAAAGCUUUGAACAUGGCAGAAAGCCAAAGCGGAAGCAUGGUGGCAGACUUCAGACACCUCACUCUGAAGGAGCAGAAGUGUGGCAGUGGUGGCAAAGGAGCCAGUGAUAUCUCUCUCAGUGUGACAGAGGAGCUGCACAUCAUCUACUUCAACACUGUAUUUGAGCUGAAAGGCUUGUCAGUUGAGUUGCAGACUUCCUCCCUCCCGGUGGUCAUCAUCUCCAACUCCAGCCAGCAGCAGAGUGCUUGGGCAUCUGUCCUCUGGUUCAACUUGAUCAGUCAGGACACCAAAGAUGUCAUGUUCUUUGCCACCUGUCCUGCAGCCACUUGGCCACAGUUUGGAGAGAUGUUGAGCUGGCAGUUUCUCGCUGCCACUAAACGGGGUCUGAAUAAUGCUCAGCUGGAGAUGAUUGCUCACAAAGUCUUUGGAAAGAGGCAGAACUAUGAUGACUGCAAAGUGGCUUGGUCAAAAUUUAGCAAGGAAAAUCUUCCUGACACUUUCUGGGUGUGGUUUGAUGCAAUCUUGGUGAUGGUGAAAACAUACCUUGAAGAUCUGUGGAGGGAUGGCCACAUCAUGGGUUUUGUAAGCAAAGGCAAAGAGAAGACCCUCCUAAAGAAAAAACAGAGAGGCACAUUCUUGUUACGCUUCAGUGAAAGUGUCACUGGAGGAAUCACCUUCUCCUGGGUGGAAACCAGCAUAACUGGUGAGCCUGAUAUAAAGACAGUCCAGCCCUUCACCAAAGUUGACCUCUGUCAGAUCCCCUUCCAAGAAAUCAUCAGAAAUUUCCAGAUCUUGGAAGCUGGAAAUAUCCCAGAAAAUCCUCUGCUUUACCUGUAUCCCAACAUCCCAAAAGAUGAGGCUUUUGGAAAGUACUACUCUGAAAAGAGUGGAGAGGGCAGUCCUUACAUAAAGUACAUCAAGACGAAACUGAUGUUUGUUUCAAAGGAGAACACACUGGAGGCUAGGUCACCCAUGUACUCUGACAUGGCACAGGGUGAAGGCCUGGAGCCAGUGAAUGGCCUGUGUGGAGAGGCAGCUGAACAAAAUGGAGAUCUUCAUCCUCUGAACUCACCUCUGGAAAUCUACCCUGAUCCCAUGCUGUCUAGCUCUGUUGAUGCCCCAGAGGAGGAUUUACAGAUGUACCUGAACAACCCCAACCUCUUUACUGACUGUUUGCAAGAUGAGCCGACGCUGUCUGAUUUCAGUCUUCACAGUUUUAAUUGUCUGCCCCCACAAUCCUGCGGAAGCAUUUUCCAGUAAUCCACUGCUGGGUGUCUUUAAUCAAACCACUGCGUCAUUUGUCAUGAUCUUUUCUCUUCUGCUACUUACAUUACAUCCAUGUCACAAAACUAGUCUACAUAGCAAACUUAAUGUUAAAAUAAUAGUUUGCUUUCAAUGCUGUUUUUAUUUGAAGUAAUUGGCAGUCCCUCUGCUAAUCCUGACAGUCAGCACUUAAGAAUUAAGAAUAGCUUUUAACAAUCAGCAUUUGAAUGCUUGUGUGCACUUUUAAACGAAUGAGAUAUAAACCUAAGAAUUAAUUUUUCUCAUGUUGUGUUAUCACCAUUGGACGCAUAUCCACUCCAUUGGAAUCCUGGGCACCUCUACUAGACCCCAUAAUUAUCAUGCAUCAUUAACUCUUCUGUAUGAAAAAAAUGGGACCCUGUUAAACUAUUUAAGCUGUAAGAAGACGUUUUAUACGAGGUAUUAAUGUUUUCUUGAGACUGCACAUAACUUAUUGUUUCAGUGUCUGCCAAUCUCUUUCUUGUUAUUAUAAUGCUGCCACUCAGACCUUGUGAUUAAUUAAUGAAACGUGUUUUUUUUUUAUUUUUAUAUUAACCUGCUUGUUUAAAUCAAAGUGAAAUAUUAUCACCAAUAAAAGGGAUAUGACUGUA